This is a messenger RNA of Durio zibethinus, 3918 nucleotides long. RefSeq names its product SNF2 domain-containing protein / helicase domain-containing protein (gene ASG3). The record is from RefSeq and is a predicted model, not a curated record. NCBI's taxonomy places the organism in Eukaryota, Viridiplantae, Streptophyta, Magnoliopsida, Malvales, Malvaceae. Gene Ontology annotation, biological process: DNA repair; chromatin remodeling. Gene Ontology annotation, molecular function: DNA helicase activity; ATP binding.
UUCAUAAACGAGCUUUGUUUGGGUCAUUACUCUUGACAAUUUAUUUGCUUUUUAGCCGUUGAAAUAUUUUAGCUUGCCUCCCACGCUUUCUCUUUUCAAAAUCCACCGCCAAUCCUCCUACCCAAAAACCCAUCACAAACAUAGGCUUAUUCGGAGAUGGGAAAAACAAUGAUAAGGCUAACGCUAUGCGAUCAAAACACUCUGUCACGGAGCAGAGGAGGACGAGAAAGAGUAAUGAAAGGUGCACCUAUUCAGAGCAAUCUCACUGAACUCUGGGCUUUGAUGCAUUUUUGUAUGCCCUCAGUGUUUGGGACACUAAACCAGUUUCUUUCUAUAUAAACCAGUUCCUUUCUAUAUUCAAAGAAGAUGGAGACUUUUCAUCAGGUUAUGAUUGUUUUUUACUAUAUAUAUCAUAUAAGUUUGGACUUCAUCUGAAUCUAUGUUUUAUCCUUUGAGAGCAUAGCAUAUAUCUUGGAAUCUAGCAUUUGAUUGGUCUUGCUUCCCUCAGUUUGAAGCUCUGGCUUUUUUAUGGAUUAAUAUUUAUUCAUUUAUUCUGUAUCGGCUUCUUUCUUGGAAUCAAGCAUUUACAACUUUUGAGGAGCCGGCAAUUAUCCUAUGGCUGCCUACCUAUGUUGGCUUCUAAAUGGACAUAGUGACUUUAUAGGGGGCUUUGUGGCAUAUAUCUUACACCUUUUCUGGGUUUCCUUUGAACAGAUGGCACACUAUCUAAGACUUUAAAAUAUAUAUUGCAAUCCUUUAUGCUUCGACGGACAAAAUCCAAACUUAUUGAAUGUGGAAAUCUAAUACUCCCGCCUCUUACUGAGAUUACUGUGAUGGCUCCAUUUGGUUAGCCUGCAAAAGAAGGUAUAUACUUCAAUAUUAAGAAAGGAGCUUCCAAAACUUCUUGCUUUGUGUUGUGGAUCAUCUAACCACCAGUCAUUACAAAAUAUUACGCUUUCACCCAAGAGGCUAAGACCCAAUAAUCAGAUUGCAGCCACGUGUGGAUUAGCACCGACAUAGUCCAUUAGUUUUAAAGACCCUCGUAUGCCCAUGCGACAGGCACUUCAGAAUUCUUAAACGAGAUUUGUUUGGGUCAUUACUCUGACUAUUUAUUAUCAGCUUUUUAGCCGUUGAAGUAUUUUAGCUUGCCUCCCACGCUUUCCCGUUUCAAAAUCCACCGCCAAUCCUCCUACCCGAAAACCCAGUGCAACCAAACUGAUAGGAAGAUCUAGAUGAAUUACGAACAGAGGCUUAAGUCGGCAGCCCAAAUCGUUCUUGGGUACGAUGCACGAGCCGGAGACAAGGCGGUAGAUUGUGCAGAAUUUGGAGUCACCGCCACGCUCAAACCUCACCAAGUCGAGGGAGUGUCUUGGCUUAUUCGGAGGUAUGUUCUCGGCGUCAACGUCCUUCUUGGAGAUGAGAUGGGACUGGGGAAGACUCUUCAAGCUAUUUCUUUCUUGAGCUAUUUGAAGGUCCAUCAGAAGUCACCUGGACCUUUUUUGGUGCUUUGUCCUUUAAGUGUGACAGAUGGUUGGGUGUCAGAGAUAGUUAAAUUCACUCCUAAAUUAGAAGUUCUUAGGUAUGUUGGUGAGAAAGAGCAGCGGCGAAGUCUACGCAAGACUGUAUAUGAGAAUGUAGAAGAGAAGUCGUCAUUGUCAGAUGUUUUGUCCUUACCUUUUGAUGUGCUAUUGACAACAUAUGACAUAGCAUUGAUGGAUCAAGAUUUUCUUUCUCAAAUACCCUGGCAUUAUGCUAUAAUUGAUGAAGCUCAAAGGCUUAAAAAUCCUUCCAGUGUUCUGUAUAAUGUCCUUAGUGAUCGCUUUCUUAUGCCAAGACGGUUGUUGAUGACUGGAACACCUAUUCAGAACAAUCUCACUGAACUCUGGGCUUUGAUGCAUUUUUGUAUGCCCUCAGUGUUUGGGACACUAUACCAGUUUCUUUCUAUAUUCAAAGAAGCUGGAGAUUUUUCAUCAGAUAGUACACUAUCUAAGACCAAGGAGCAAUUUAAGACAUUAAAGUAUAUAUUGCAAGCCUUUAUGCUUCGACGGACAAAAUCCAAACUUAUCGAGUGCGGAGAUCUAGUACUCCCACCUCUUACUGAGAUUACUGUGAUGGCUCCAUUGGUUAGCCUGCAAAAGAAGGUAUAUACUUCAAUAUUAAGAAAGGAGCUUCCAAAGCUUCUUGCUUUGUCUUCUGGAUCAUCAAACCACCAGUCAUUACAAAAUAUUGUAAUUCAGCUAAGAAAAGCUUGUAGUCACCCUUAUCUCUUCCCUGGCAUUGAGCCCGAGCCAUAUGAAGAGGGAGAACACCUGGUUCAGGGGAGUGGUAAGCUUAUGGUUUUGGAUCAACUACUCCAGAAGCUAUAUGAUUCUGGGCAUUGUGUCCUUCUCUUUGCUCAGAUGACCCAUACGCUUGACAUUUUACAGGAUUUUCUGGAGUUAAGGAAAUAUUCAUAUGAGCGGCUCGACGGAUCGAUUCGGGCAGAAGAGCGCUUUGCUGCAAUAAGAAGUUUCAGCAAACGAUCAGCCGAAGGGAGUUUGAAUUCAGAAUCUGACCAAAAUGCUGCUUUUAUUUUCAUGAUCUCUACAAGAGCUGGGGGUGUUGGCUUAAAUCUUGUAGCUGCUGAUACUGUUAUAUUCUACGAGCAAGAUUGGAAUCCUCAGGUAGACAAGCAGGCUCUGCAGCGAGCACAUCGAAUAGGCCAAUCGAAUCAUGUGUUGUCCAUAAACCUUGUUACAGAACAUAGUGUGGAACAGGUCAUUAUGAGAAGAGCAGAAAGGAAGCUGCAGCUUAGUCAUAAUGUUGUAGGAGAUCCUGUCAUGGACCAGGAGGAGAGGACAUGGGAGGAAGAAAUGGGUGAUUUGCGAUCUAUCAUAUUUGGGUUACAUAUGUUUGAUCCUACUGAGAUCAACAUGGAAGAAGCACAUGAGUUAAAGACAUCAGUGUUUAGAUCUAUGGCUGAGAAAGUGAUUGCAAUCCGUCAUGAACAAACAUUAGGCAAGAAUGAUAGCAAGUUUGAGAUUAAUGCAGGGGAUUUGAUGGAUGGCUAUGGUGUUAUUAUGAGAGAGAGUUCUUCUGUCAGUAGUGAUCCUGGUCUUGAUGAGGCUUCAUAUCUCUCUUGGGUUGAAAAAUUCAAGGCAGCCUCACAGUCAGGUGAUAAUCAAAUUGUGGGGUUGGAAAGUAGAAGGAACCUGGAGGACAGGCAUUUGAAAGUUGAGGCUGCAAAGAAGAAGGCAGAGGAAAAGAAAAAGACUAAGUGGGAAGCGCAUGGAUAUCAUUCUCUGUCUGUCCAAGAUCCUUGCCCAGUGGAUGGAGAUAUGAUGUCAUAUUCAGGUUCUGUUCAUUUUGUUUAUGGAGAUUGCACUGAUCCAUCAAAAGUUUGUCCAUCUGAGCCUGCUAUCAUAUUCAGUUGUAUUGAUAAUUCUGGAAACUGGGGUCAUGGUGGAAUUUUUGAUGCUCUGGCAAAGCUUUCUGCCGGGAUUCGUGAUGCGUAUGAACAAGCUUCUGAAUUUCAGGACCUUCAUCUCGGUGAUCUCCAUCUUAUAAGAAUCAAUGAGGAUUGCAAGGAAAAUAAUACUCCAUGGUGGGUUGCUUUGGCUGUUGUACAAUCUUACAAUCCAAGACGUAAAGUUCCCCGUAGUGACAUCUCUAUGCCUGAUUUGGAACGUUGUUUGUCAAAGGCAUCAUUCUCAGCGGCUGAAAAUUCUGCUUCAAUACACAUGCCACGUAUUGGAUAUCAAGAUGGAUCAGAUCGUUCACAGUGGUACACUGUGGAACGUCUUCUGCGAAAAUAUGCUUCCAUUUAUGGUGUAAAGAUUUUUGUGUAUUAUUACCGUCGAUAAGAAGCCGAAGGAGUAUUGUUGUUCAUGUCCAUGACCUUCAUGGAUGUGUCUUUGCCAUAAAUUAAGUUACAAGCUC